AUGGCUAGUGCGAGAGUCUUCUUCAGCAAACACCGUAAACACAGAAACGGCUUUAUCAACGACGAAAUGCCGGUGGUAGAGAACGGUUAUGACGUCCAUGAAUCAGAUGAGGACGAAGUCUUCGUUCAGGACCCUCACCUAGAGAUCUCCGCCUCUAAACCACUUAUGCAUCCCAGAAACAAAGGUCAAAGAACAAAGGUCAAGACUAGAUCAUUAGAAUGCAGCUUGUGUACCGUGUGCAAACCUAUAUUUUUUUUCGUUGCUCUGGUUUCCGUAUUGUGUGGUGUCAUGGCAACCAUCGUCUAUGUUGCUAACAGACAUAAGAACCAAUCAAAUCCUGGGGCUCUCUUACAAGGGGCGGUGCCAAAUGUAGGCGGAAUUCAUGAAAAACAGAUUAUUAUUGGUUGUGAUAAGAUAGAAGUGGAAGAUGUUUGGGUAGUAGGAUUUCCAAAACUGUUAACGGAGUCAGCUUUCAGACUUGUGGAUAUCAACAAGGACGGGGCAAUGGAUAUUGUCUUUGGAUUUGCCACUGGUGCAGACGGCUACGGGGUAAAGGAUAUCGUCUGUGACAUCUACUUUCAAGGUCGCAAGCCUUGUUUCGGCGGGGUCAUGGCCCUGGAGGCAGCUACAGGCAAGGAGAUGUGGCGCUUCUACACAAGACACGAAAUUUACGGCUUGAACUGUCAGUACGAUAUCAACAAAGAUGGCGUUAAGGACUGUUUGGCAGCUGGUCGGGCCGCG
Molecule: messenger RNA, 741 nt
Organism: Candidula unifasciata
Lineage: Eukaryota; Metazoa; Mollusca; Gastropoda; Stylommatophora; Geomitridae
Source: the annotation of a GenBank genome assembly